AUGGGAACUCAGCCUCAAUCAAGACUGGCCGUUGCCGUCAUUCUUUUGUCGUUCCAAGCGCUCCUGGGUGUAUCUCAGUAUCUCCUGAGUAUUCAAUAUCACCGGAAUCAGAGAUUUCUCCUUGGGCCUGCUUUCCUCCAGUCUCUGGGAUUUCCGAUAGUCGUUGCCGUCUUGGGAAUUAUCCUCAUAGCUGUCAUGUUCAACGGCGAACAUCCUGAGAAAUGCGAGCCUGAGGAAUGCAUGGCCAAGGCUAACAAGACGUGCAUUGACGAUGACAUCGGCGGACUUGGCAUUCGUCUUGCUGCCUGGGCACAACUUGGAGUCUUACUCUUCCUGGCACUGAUUGGAACCUUCCACAUCAAAACGACGGGAACCAAGGAGGUUGCCGCUAGCCUCACCAUUACGCAUCUCCCACUGGCCAUCGCGCUUCUUGUCAACCAAAAGGGGCUCGAGGCGACGGACGCCAUCCUUGGCUCCAUGAUACUUGACUCCCAGAAUAGCGCACUUUCCAUUCCUUUGUAG
Colletotrichum aenigma is the source of this 522-nucleotide messenger RNA. RefSeq lists its product as uncharacterized. Lineage: Eukaryota; Fungi; Ascomycota; Sordariomycetes; Glomerellales; Glomerellaceae. Bases 1 to 522 code for a protein of 173 amino acids. The transcript has 2 exons. The record is from RefSeq and is a predicted model, not a curated record.